This is a messenger RNA of Electrophorus electricus (electric eel), 1602 nucleotides long. Lineage: Eukaryota; Metazoa; Chordata; Actinopteri; Gymnotiformes; Gymnotidae. The record is from RefSeq and is a predicted model, not a curated record.
AUGAAGCUUCUUACACAAAUUGUUUUAUUGAUCUCUUUUUCAGUGACACUGGCAGAACAAGUCUGGAGAAGGCAGGACAAAGCUAGAUUCAUACGAUACCAGUCAUGGAACACAACGUUAUAUCCAGUGUGAAAAGAAGGACACCCACGUUACAAAAACAGCUGGACAGGUGGUGGCGUAAAGUUUGAGGUCAGCAGUGACGAGCCAGCUCUGACUGGUGCUAGGAUUACCUUCGGUAUUGACAUACUCUUCCCAGCCAACCAGGUGCAGUUGCCAGAUGGGCAAGUUGUAUGGGUGAAAAACUGCAUUGUUAAUGGUGCCCAGCAUCGUGUGGGGGAGCCCAUCUACCCUCAGGACAAUUCUGUGGAUAAACAAAAUGUGGUGUUCCCAGAUGGCUCUCCACUCUGCAAGAAUGGGGACAAGAAACCACCUUUUGUGUUUGUGUGGGAAACCUGUGGAAAGUACUGGCAGGUGUCAGAUGGGCCUUCCUCCUCUCUGACAAUCAACACAGAAGACAUUCCUCUUGGUUCUUACUUAAUGGAGGUGGUUAUCUAUCACUACAGAAACAAGGACAAAUUCAUUCCGAUUGGAUACGCAUCUACUCAGUUCUGCAUCACCGAUCAGAUUCCCUUUGCUGUCACUCUUACACAAGUGUGCGAUAAAGACGGGGGUGAUCAUAAAUUUAUCCAAAACCAGCCUGUGGCUUUUAGCGUCAACCUACACGACCCCAGUGGUUACCUGGGCAACUCUGACAUCACCUUUAACUGGGACUUCGGUGAUGGCAGCGGCACCACCAUCACAUGGGAGCUCACCUCUAUACACACGUACACUGCCAGCGGGUCGUUCGAGCCCCGGGUUGUCGUGCAGGCGGCCAUUCCGGAUCCGGCCUGCGACACGCCUCCGAACAGUCCCAGCAACACCGGCCUCACUGCUGAAGCUGCCCCCUCCAAGAUGCCUAUUUGGCCUGGUAGAGCCUUGACCCCCGUGAACCCGACUUACUCGACCAAGUGGACAGGAUCCUCUGUUCCAAUUCAGAACAUAGGGGCCUCUCGUCCUGAUGCCACCACUAUCAUUACAACCAUACCAGCCUUUGUAAUAGACAGACAGGCUGUGAGAUCCCAAACCACUGUUGUUACUGAGAAACAUUAGGCACCAGAUACUGAGGAAGACUGUGUAAUAUACCGCUAUGGGUCCUUUGCCACUGAACUUGAAGUUGUUGAGGGGAUCAAGAGUGUGGAGAUUAUUCAGGCAGCUGGCGUGUUUUUGAUGGAGGAGCCGGACCAGAAUGCCGUGGAAUUUAUUGUCACCUGCAGGGGAAGCUUGCUUACGGAGGUGUGCACCGUGGUAGCCGAUGCAGACUGUCUGUUCCCAGUCAAGACCACCUGCAGUGCCAUGAGCCCGUCCACAGACUGCCGGCUGGUCCUCCGACACUUUUUCAAUGAUUCUGUUUUUUUUUGCCUGAACGUAUCCAUGACUAAUGAUGUCAGCUUGGCUGUCUCGAGUGCCAGAGUGAACAUAAUUAUCAGUUCCAGGUUUACCAGAACAGCUGCAAUUGCCAUGACACUAAGUGCAGGUUUACCAGAACAGCUGCAGUUGCCAUGA